Brassica oleracea var. oleracea is the source of this 637-nucleotide messenger RNA. RefSeq names its product protein GLUTAMINE DUMPER 6-like. Bases 97 to 441 code for a protein of 114 amino acids. The transcript has a single exon. Gene Ontology annotation, biological process: regulation of amino acid export. The record is from RefSeq and is a predicted model, not a curated record. Lineage: Eukaryota; Viridiplantae; Streptophyta; Magnoliopsida; Brassicales; Brassicaceae.
UUUCCUCUAUAAAUUCUUCAAUACCCAAAACUAAAUUUUUCAUAGUUGAACUUACAACAAUACAAGUGAGAAAAACAGUAAUAAGAACAAAGAAAAAUGAGGGCGACACCAAAAGUAGAAAUAUGGAAGUCACCAAUACCAUACCUCUUUGGUGGUUUGUUUUUGCUUAUUUUGCUUAUAGCUUUAGCAUUACUCUCAUUGGUCUGCACAAACAAAAAGACUCCUUCUUCUUCAUCUUCUUCUAAUGACACCAAUCCUGUGGGCGAAGAGGACGACACCGGAGACAACAAAUCUAAGAUUAUUAUGGUAGAGUACUUACCUAAGAUCGUAGUGAUUUUGGCCGGAGAGGAUAAACCUAGUUGCUUGGCCGUUCCGGUGAUUCCUCCACCGUCUUCCAUUUAUCCUUGUAACUGCGGCAAUGUUACUGUCGUCUCAACCUAACUCAUUUACUUCUCUUUUUUCUUUUGCCAGCACAAAGAAUAAGAGAUUUCAACUUUUGUAAUAAUCAUCGGCAAUUUUGUAGUAGUCGACUGUUUUUGAUGGGUGGUAGACUGGUAUAGUAUAGAUAAAGUUUUGUUUAAUGCUUUCUUAUGAACUGCAAAAGUUUUGUUUAAUCUUGAGAUUACUAUAUCGAAUA